Molecule: messenger RNA, 1040 nt
Organism: Ruditapes philippinarum (Manila clam)
Lineage: Eukaryota; Metazoa; Mollusca; Bivalvia; Venerida; Veneridae
Product: phosphatidylethanolamine-binding protein homolog F40A3.3-like
Exons: 5
Coding region: 91-642 (183 amino acids)
Source: RefSeq, a predicted model, not a curated record
UGUAAAGAUAUAAUAUAGUCGUGUUAAAAUUUAGUACGUCCUAAGAUUGAGUAUAUAUAAGUUUAAUAUAAAUCCCUGUUAUAAUAUAAAAUGGAUGUAUUUAGAACAAGCGGAUUGAUACCGGAUGUUCUCGAUGAAGUACCACCGGCUGCUUUGAAGAUAAAGUUUGGAAACGCUGAGUUACGACCAGGGGAUACUCAAACUCCAACCAAUGUCAAGGACGUUCCCUCUGUUACAAUUGAGCAAGAUGCUAGCGAAUUCUUUACACUGAUUUGUCACGAUCCUGACGCUCCCUCGAGAGAAGAUCCUAAAUUUGGUGAGUUCCAGCACUGGUUGGUAAUGAACAUUACAAACAAUGACAUCAACACUGGCGAAGAGUUGACCACAUACAUUGGAUCUGGAGCACCUAAAGGAACUGGUUUACAUAGAUACAUUUUCUUAUUGUUCAAGCAAACCAACGGUAAGAUAGAAACAAAGGAUUUACCAAGGGUGCCAAAUAACACAGCGGAUGGUAGACGCCUUCAGAAAGCUAGGGAUAUAGCAAAACGGUUCAAUUUACAACUAGUCGCUGGUAAUUUCUAUCUGGCAGAGUGGGAUGACUACGUUCCUGUGCUUCAUGCGCAACUAGGGUUUGGAAAAUAAAUAAUUAACGCUACAAUCGGGACAUCAAGGCUAUUAUCAAUAAUAACUUCUUAUCCGAACUUUGACAGAAAGGGACAAGAAGAUGCGAUUGUUAACGGUAAAUAACUUAAAUGGAGGUGUCCAUAUUUCAAUUUGGACAAAACCAAUCAAAAAUGGGUCUUUUACAACAGUUGGUUAAUUUUCUAAUAAAACGUUAGAUAUAUCGUCAAUUUGUGAAAGAGAAACACUUGGAUUAAUUUGAACUCUCACAAGCGUCUUCAUGAUUUCACAAAUCCAGACUCAAACGAGAUAGGCAAUAGCAUCUUUAUGUUGUACAGGGAGCAGUUUCAAUAAUAUUUAAAGAUCCCUAAUCACUCAAUAUUAUCGUGUAUUUCUUGAAAUAUAGUUAAAAAAACUGU